Mytilinidion resinicola is the source of this 1770-nucleotide messenger RNA. RefSeq lists its product as uncharacterized. The record is from RefSeq and is a predicted model, not a curated record. The coding region runs from base 191 to 1522 and encodes 443 amino acids. The transcript is spliced from 5 exons. Lineage: Eukaryota; Fungi; Ascomycota; Dothideomycetes; Mytilinidiales; Mytilinidiaceae.
GCUGCACCCUUUGUAUUGGAGGCAAACAAGCUGCUGUGCCACCUCAUGCACGUCCAACACACAACCUAGGCGGCAAAGAAACGCCCUACGAACUUCUUCAACCUGCCCAAUUUUUCUAUUAAGACGUUGGCUGUGCUAUUUAGUGUCCGUUUCUUGAAGGAAGGUCUAUGGUUGGACCACAGACCAAGACAUGAAGACAGUUGAUGUUGCAGAGGAGUUUGCGGAUCGCAUCAAAGCGAUCCGGGACGCAGACAAUGAGAGGUUUGAGUGGAUGAAUACGUUUCAUACACAAAUUGCGGAGUUGAGCGAGAAAUAUGAAAAUAUCUCCAAGGAUCUGAAGAGGGAGCAAAUUGCUGGGCGUAUCACGCAGGCAGAUGCGGAAAAGUGGCAGCAUCAGUUCGAGGAGCUGCAGCAGUCUGUUCAUGACGGUUCGUUUGUUCUGGUAUUGAUCGAUGCCGAUGCCGAUGCGUAUAUCUUCAAGGAUUCUUACUAUCAGAGUCCUGAUGGCGGUCGCAAGGCAGCCGUGGAUCUUCAGACCCGUGUGCAAGAAUAUCUUCGGAAAGCGAAGCCAGCGUUGGCUGGGUUGCCCAUCAUGAUCAAGGCAUUUGCUAACUCGGACGGACUGUCUAAGUUGCUUGUGAAUGUCAACAUCAUCCAGUCUUCUGGUUUCCUGUGGGACUUUGCGAAGAGCUUUUCGCAGGCUCACGCGAUGUCUGACUUCGUUUUAGUUGGCAAUGGGAAGGAUCGCGCUGAUGAGAAAGUCAAGGGUGUCUUCGAACAAUUUGUUAAGAACCCCACGUGCCGCCAUAUCGUAUUCGGCGCCUGUCAUGAUAAUGGCUACGUCCGAGUGUUGGAAAAACAUGCUGGAGAUAGCGCCGUUGCUGAGCGUGUGACCCUCCUUCAUUCUUUCGAUAUCGGACGAGAAUUCUACACUCUGAGCUUCCAGUCUACUAGAAUGGAGGACAUUUUCCGUGCGGAGUAUGUGCAGGGCUUUGGGGCUGUGGCAUCGGUCGGACAUCAAGCGGUUCCCGAAGAAGAAACCAACGGCACUGCAACGACAUGGGCAGCUCUUGCGAGAGUUACUGAAAGCACCGAUAAGAAGGAUCUUUCCACUAAGAUCAGGGAUGCACAGACAGUUCUGGUAAAUGCAGCCGGUCAGCGAGUUGACGUGAAGCCUGCUCAGCCGUCUAAGGCGGCGUUGGAAAGCUGGAAUCAUAAAGUCAAUGUGCUACGCUUGAGGUUUUGUCGGCCGUACCACUUGUUGGGAGGUUGCAAUGGAAAAUGCAACUACUCUCACGGUCCAUUGACAAAGGACGAAAAGUUGGUUCUCCGAAGGUAUAUUAGGGGCGAGCCUUGUCACGUUGGGCCAAAGUGUCGUGAAGCUAAGUGUUAUUAUGGGCACAAUUGCUCCUGUCAGAAACAGAAGUGCCAGUUUUCUACCGAGAUGCAUCGCGUUGAUGAGUCGACGGCGGAGGUUUGGACGGGUAAACGACGUGGAUGCGGUGUUGUGGAUUUGGUGUGAAUUCGAUAGGUUCGACCGCGAAGUUUCGGACCGGUAAAUCAUGUGGUGAGGCACGUGUUGUUGCGGCGGACGGCGAAGUUGGGAAUGGAGAAGUUUUGGGUGCUCGUGGAUGGUGGAGGAGAUGUGAGUUUUGUUUCGAAUGAGGUAGUGAUGGCGAAAGAGUUUACGGAAACUAGGAGGAUAUGAUGGAAACGAGAUCGAGAGAAUCGAGGGCGCUGAUGUCCAGCCAAUACUCAAGCAUAAGUGAU